UCGCUCAAAAGAACCACGUGUAACAAUCAACUGGAAGAAAAAAAAAUUACUAGCGGUACUUUCACGCGCCACUCCAAUCAGCAACUGCAAUAACGAUAAUAGGAAUAAAACCCUAGCUAAAACCUCUCAUUCUUCUCCAGCAGACGACACCAAGGAAUCGGCAAACACAGAAAUCGAAAUAAAAAACACAAAAAUGAACAGUCCAAAUCGAUCAUUACACGACGAAGAAGAAGACGAUCAAGGCGAAGUUUUCCUUGACGAUUCCGAUAUCAUCGACGAAGUCGCCGUCGAUGAAGAAGAUCUUCCGGAUGCGGACAACGAUGAUGACGACGACGACACGGAUGAUUCUAUGCACAUAUUUACCGGCCAUACCGGUGAGCUCUAUACAGUAUCCUGCAGUCCAACGGAUCCUUUAUUAGUGGCGACCGGUGGAGGAGACGACAAAGGGUUUCUUUGGAAGAUUGGUCUUGGAGAUUGGGCAUCUGAGCUCAAAGGUCAUAAGGAUUCCGUGUCUUGUUUAUCCUUUAGUAGUGAUGGACAGUUGCUUGCAUCUGGAGGGUUUGAUGGACUUGUUCAAAUUUGGGAUGCUUCAUCGGGAAACCAUAAAUGUGUACUUGAAGGUCCUGAUGAGGGCAUUGAGUGGGUCAGAUGGCAUCCAAAAGGGCAUUUGGUGUUGGCAGGUUCUGAGGACAAAAGUGUCUGGAUGUGGAAUGCUGACAGAGGUGCCUAUCUUAAUUCAUUUACAGGACAUGAAGCAAGUGUUACCUGUGGUGAUUUUACCCCUGAUGGUAAAACAAUCUGUACUGGUUCUGAUGAUGCAUCCCUGAGGAUAUGGAAUCCAAAAAGUGGCGAAAACAUACAUGUUGUGAGAGGUCAUCCAUACCACACUGAUGGACUGACAUGCUUGGCAUUGAGCUCAGAUUCAACUCUUGCUAUUACUGGUUCAAAGGAUAAUUCUGUCCACAUUGUGAACAUAACUUCGGGCAGGGUGGUUAGUUCUCUUGCUUCUCACUCUGAUUCUGUUGAAUGUGUUGAGCUUGCACCAAGCUCCCCUUGGGCUGCUACGGGAGGCUUGGAUCAAAAACUUAUCAUCUGGGAUCUGCAGCAUUCAUUGCCCCGUGCUACAUGUGAACACCAGGAUGGAGUUACAUGCGUGGCAUGGCUUGGUGCAUCUAGAUACGUAGCUACAGGGUGCGUGGACGGGAAAGUGAGACUAUGGGAUAGUCUCUCUGGUGAUUGCAUAAGAACAUUCAGUGGCCAUGCUGAUGCCAUUCAAUCUGUAUCAAUAUCUGCUAAUCAAGAUUACCUUGUCUCGGGUUCAAGCGAUGGAACCGCAAGAGUGUUUGAGAUUGCAGAGUUCAAGUAAGCUAAUAGUAGAGUAUCAAUAUAAGGUGUUCAAAUUUUCAUGGUCGAAAAGGCAACUCAAUUUUGAAUGAAACAGAAAAAUUAUCCACUAGGUCUAUAUGACCACUUCUGUGCUUAUUUGCAAUUAUAAUUUGAUUAAUAUAUGUAGUUGAAACAGUUAAA
Messenger RNA from Populus nigra (black poplar), 1527 nucleotides. RefSeq lists its product as uncharacterized. Gene Ontology annotation, molecular function: protein binding. NCBI's taxonomy places the organism in Eukaryota, Viridiplantae, Streptophyta, Magnoliopsida, Malpighiales, Salicaceae. The transcript is spliced from 10 exons. The record is from RefSeq and is a predicted model, not a curated record. Bases 194 to 1366 code for a protein of 390 amino acids.